CAAAUUACUAGAGUGAGUAAAGAAACAUUCUGGUAUAUAGAAGGUCUUAUUCAUAAUGAUCCUGGGUUUUCAAACAAAUCUAAAAUUUUACAAAGACCAGUUUGGCAACAAUUAGCUGUUACAUUGGAACGGUUAGGUUGUAAUGGAAAUGGUGCUUCUGUUGGAAGAUUUGCAAGACAAUGGGGCUUAGGAAUUGGUACUGUUAUUAAAUAUACAAAACGAGUUAUAACAGCUAUUAAUUCAAUAGGUGAUAAUUAUGUUCAAUGGCCAAAUUCUUUUGAAAGACAACAAAUUAGCAAUCGAAUAGAACAAUCAUCAGGAUUUAAAGGAUGUGUUGGAUUUUUAGAUGGUACUGAUGUUGUACUUGAAUACAAACCUUCAAUAGAUGGUGAAACAUAUUAUAAUAGAAAGAAACGAUAUGCUUUGACAGUGCAAUUA
This is a messenger RNA of Dentiscutata erythropus, 438 nucleotides long. The record is from the annotation of a GenBank genome assembly. NCBI's taxonomy places the organism in Eukaryota, Fungi, Glomeromycota, Glomeromycetes, Diversisporales, Gigasporaceae.